GAGCUCGUAGUGCAUAUAAGUUACAGGAAUUGGAUGAAAAAUACGAUAUUAUUAAACCGAACUCUGUAAUUGUUGAUUGUGGAGCUUCUCCAGGAAGUUGGAGUCAGUAUACUUCGCGUAAAUUGUUUCCGAACGCCGGUUUUUUGGAAAUAGAAGAAACACAGAAUGAUGGAAGUCGUAAUAGUGGUCUAAUAGUAGCUAUUGACUUGUUUCAUAUUGAACCGAUUGCUGGAGUAAAUACAAUACAAGGUGACUUCACUGAGGCGAAAACACAAGAAAAUAUUAGAAAUCUGCUAGAAGAAAGAGAGGUUGAUGUGGUUCUUAGCGAUUUAGCACCUAAAUUUACCGGAAUCCAUUUCGUGGAUCACACUAGGUCUAUGGAAUUAUGCGAAUCAUCGUUUUCUUUUGCUCAACAAGUUUUAAAACCUGGAGGAGCUUAUUUGUGCAAGUUCAUAAUGGGAGGGACAGAGCUGGAGUUCAGAAACAUUCUCAAGACUAUGUUUGAAAUAGUUCGUCACGAAAAACCACAAGCUUCCCAUAAAGAGUCGACUGAAGGAUAUUACGUAUGUUUGGGUUACAAGGAAACACCUAAUUAA
Molecule: messenger RNA, 596 nt
Organism: Acaulospora colombiana
Lineage: Eukaryota; Fungi; Glomeromycota; Glomeromycetes; Diversisporales; Acaulosporaceae
Source: the annotation of a GenBank genome assembly